AUGAAGAUCAUCCCAUUGACGUCCAUCGCCUUGGUCCUAGUCUUGACAUCAUUCCCAGAUCCGACGCGCGCUUAUUGCAAAGAAGCACUUCGUUUAUGCAUGGAAACCAUCACGAAUCGUGCUAGCGCCACGUGGAGUAAAUGUUGUGAUAGACUGACAACGCCAGGACCAUGUAUGUGUAAGUACAUUAAAGACCCUGCGCAAAAGAAAGAUGCUCGCCGCCUUGCGGGUUCUUGUGGGCGCUCUAUGCCUAUUACUGAUCAAUCUCUCAAGAAGCAUUACAAGUGUGGCUAA
Messenger RNA from Camelina sativa (false flax), 294 nucleotides. RefSeq lists its product as uncharacterized. NCBI's taxonomy places the organism in Eukaryota, Viridiplantae, Streptophyta, Magnoliopsida, Brassicales, Brassicaceae. The record is from RefSeq and is a predicted model, not a curated record.